GUCUACUUUUUGGCUCAAAAAGGUCUGGCCAAACGGUUUCACAAGCUAUUCUACGUCAUUGACAAAUAGCUAUGCCGCGGUGACCGGAGAAGAGAACGUGAAAUGGUUUUCGCCUGCAGAUGAGACUGGGGAAGGGAUAACAGCAUUACGAGUUGCAUCAACAUGGGAGAGCCUGCCACCGUGCCAUCAUCAUGGUAGACCCGUCAAGAUCACAGGCCUCGUCUUUCCGGUCGCAGAGCCCUCACCGUGGGCUGAUGUCGCCCAAUUCGACCUCUUCGCAAUCAUGUAGCGGAUCACUCUUCAGCAGUCUAACCGACAUCAACUCUCUGCUGGAGUUCCUCAGCGACGAUGACCGACCUACCUUCCUGAUCGAGGUCCUAUCUUCGAAUGUUGCCGUCCCUCAUAUACCUCGUGUCGUGUUUCAGAAUGCAGCUUUCACCUCUUUCCUCGAACGAACCGUCACCAGGGACUCAUAUGAUGAUUGGCUUCGAUCUCUAUCCACAAGUGUCGCCAUACCUAGUAACCGACCCGUGAAAUCCUUCGGUGGAAGAGCUUGGUCAAGCAAACGUUUUCGCAAUGCCUGGAGGGUCAUUUAUUGCAGCCAGUGGGAGGACGACAGACGACUGGGUAGCGUGGCCGAGGCACGCACCGAGACACAUACCCCAAGCGACGACACACACAUGACAGGCCUAUCAUCAGAGCAUGAUGCUCCACAUGAGCAUGAGCAUUCACCCUGGCAUGACGCGCAGCAGAAGAUUAUUGACUGGACCCGAUUUCCACAGAGAGUACGACAAUCGACAUGGAUAGACUUCAUCAAGACGUACCCCUUCGAAAACACAUACCUCGGGCCCAUAUCGCGAUGGUCAGACGACUUGCGACGACUGGCUGUGCAGAUCAUGUCCUCUCCAGCCCCAAGAAUGGUCUACUGGGGUUCGGAGCAGGCCAUUCUUUACAAUGAGGCAGCUGCAUCAUUACUAGGAUCCAAACACCCCAGCUUCGCCUUGGGAAACCGCUUCGUCGACGUUUGGGGCCCCGAGAUACACGACAAACACAUGAAGAUGAUAAGAGCAGCCCUUGACCGAGGACAAGUGGCUGAAGCCAAAGAGAUGGAAGCAGUACUAGAGCGUAACGGUUUCAUUGAAGAGACAUACUGGGAUGUCGUUCUGCAGCCCUGCAGUGGACCGGACGGUCGGAUGGUGGCUGUCUUGAAUACGUACCAAGAAUGCACGUCUUCUGUUUUCCAGAACCAACGGCGCAAGCUCAUCGAUAAGGUUCAAGCCAUUAUACCCACUGUCGACAACUUUCCCGACUUGUGGACGUCAGUAGCAUCGGAGUUGCGAAACAACCUCCACGAUGCAGCAUACUCCCUGAUAUAUACAGCAGUCAACGAGCCCAGCGAAGCACAUGCCAUAAAUCGAGUUGAUACUUUCCAACUCGAAUUACAGAUUACGUCAGGAGUGUCAUCACAAGGGUUCGAACCAGUCGUCCAUCCUGGCGACCGAUUCCUCAGGCCUUCACUUGGACCCGCCUUCGCCGAAGCCCGCAGAACCCAACAGGUCGUUGUAUUGCAAGAGAAGCAAGAAAACCUUCCACCUGAGCUGGCUUUACUCAUACCGGAUCGCGGCUUCGUGACGACCGCUUGUAUUUUACCAAUAACAAGCGUAUCCGGACAGCAGAUCGCCUUCAUUGUUCUGGGUAUGAACCCAAGAAGAUUGUUCAACGAUGAGUCUCGUGUCUUUAUCAGCCACAUGUGCGACUUGAUAUCCAAAGCCGCUGCUCUGAUUGCUCUUCCCGAAGAACAAAGACGCGACCAAGAGAAAUUUGAACAAAUAAACCUUGCGCUUUCUCAGCAGCUACAGAUUAUUGCGUUGAAAGCCGAGAAAAAUGAGGAGACAUUUACUCGUAUGGCACAGAAUGCGCCUUUCGGAAUGUAUAUGUUUGAUUGUGAUGGCAACCCAAAGUAUGUCAACGACGCUUAUCUUCGAUUGAUUGGUCUUGAACGUGAAGUGUUCGAACAAGCUGCAUCUCGUGGACUUGCAUGGCAAGAUACUAUCUACGAAGAGGAUAUCGACCUGGCAACAGAUAUAUGGGCUCGAAUCAGGGAUUCUAAGACACCAUUUACUUCCGAGUACCGAGUCAAGGUUGCUCCAACAAAGCCUGGUGAGAAACCUGGCGUGCGAGCACUCGAGACAAUCUCAUUCCCAGAGGUCGAUGAAAGUGGCCGUGUUGUCACAGUGCAAGGUUGGCUUAUAGACGUUUCUCCUCGCAAGCGCCUGGAAACCCUCAUGGCGCAACGUCUAGAAGAUGCCCUAGAAACUCGAAGAGCAUCGGAGAACUUCAUCGACAUGGUGUCGCAUGAGAUGCGUAACCCGUUGUCAGCCAUUCUACAGCUUGCGGAUGGUAUCCUCGGCUCUCUCGAAACCACAACCACACAAAACGCCGUAACUUUGCCAGCCGACACUAUAAACAUGAUGGUCGACGCAGCCGAGACGAUUACACUUUGUGCUCAACAUCAGAAAUGCAUUGUCGAUGAUAUCUUGACUUUGUCCAAACUGGACUCAUCCUUACUUGUCAUCACUCCCGAUCGAGUUCAUCCGCCAACACUCAUCGAGAAGUCCCUCAAAAUGUACGAUGCUGAGCUUGCCAGAGCAGACAUCAAGGCGAAUCUGGUAAUCGAGCAGAGCUAUCUUGAUGCACGACUCAACUACGUCAUGCUUGAUCCCAGCAGAGUACUCCAAGUGAUAAUCAACCUCCUGACAAACGGAAUAAAAUUCACUCGAGAUUGUCCAACGAGGAAGAUCUCGGUGUUUUUGUCAGCAUUUGAGAAACCACCACAAGGAGGCGACCGUCGUGUAACGUUUAUCGAACCUCGCCCACGACAAUCAAGUCUAUCCACGUCGCCGGAAUGGGGCGCUGGUGGUGAAGUCUACAUUCAGUUUGCGGUGCAAGAUACAGGAAAAGGACUCACCGAAGACGAGAUGAAACUUCUAUGGCAACGCUUCAGCCAAGCGAACCCGAAAACUUACAAACAGUACGGCGGAAGCGGACUCGGCUUGUUCAUCUCGCGCGAAUUGACCGAACUUCAAGGGGGGCAGAUUGGUGUACACAGCGAAGCCGGUGUUGGAAGCAUCUUCAUGUUCUACAUCAAAGCCAGACGCUGUGUCGAAGAGCCAAAGCCACGACAGAUUAGCUUCUCCGCCCCUACCGUCACCAGUCCGGUCAUUCUCCCACAUACAUCAUCCGAGGCAAGGCGAGCCAAUGUCAGUGAGGGCUCACUCGAGACUUUGCCAUCGCCAAUUACAGACAUCCCUCCCAAUCGGAUCCACAUCCUCAUAGUAGAGGACAAUGCGAUCAACCAACGCGUGAUGGCACAACAGCUCAAGAAGCUAGGAUGCGUAGUCCAUACAGCAGAUCACGGUCAAGAUUGCCUUGACUUUUUGCAAACAACAACCUUCACCCCUGGAUCUCAGAAUGUGCCACUUUCCAUAGUUCUCAUGGAUUUGGAGAUGCCCGUAAUGGAUGGCUUGACAUGUGUGCGCAGAAUCAGAGAAUACGAACAGGCAGGCCAGAUUGUUGGCCAUGUGCCCGUCAUCGCCAUCACCGCCAAUGCUCGAAGCGAGCAGAUUAAUAUCGCGAUGGAUGCAGGAAUGGAUACCGUGGUGACGAAACCAUUCAGGAUACCGGAUUUGAUACCCAGGAUGCAGUCGCUAUUGGCCGAGUACGCGGGUGCUUGAAAUUGAGCACUGAUCAUACCUAACGUCCUCUUCAAUAUCAGUUGAUCCGCCGACUCGAGGGUUCGGCUCCCAAGUUCCUUGAUCUUCAGGAAGCCACGUUCAAGGAGUUGAGGUUUCGCCUCUUGAAAUUAUACGAUUUACUCCCAAUGCAAGGACAUGAAUAUAAACGGUUGGCAUGGGUCAAACCCCGAACGCAGUCAGUUGGCCAUAUGACAGAGUAGAACGGACAAAACACUAUAGAGGCUUCAAUACCAAUUCUCGAAAAGACCUUCUCUGCUCGGUGAUGUGCUGGAACAAAAAGAAAGCCUUCAUGGCAGAAUGAGAAGGAGGCACAAGAUACUAAUAACUAGUCCGCCGA
Molecule: messenger RNA, 4092 nt
Organism: Aureobasidium pullulans EXF-150
Lineage: Eukaryota; Fungi; Ascomycota; Dothideomycetes; Dothideales; Saccotheciaceae
Exons: 6
Coding region: 192-3734 (1180 amino acids)
Biological process (GO): phosphorelay signal transduction system; phosphorylation
Molecular function (GO): phosphorelay sensor kinase activity
Source: RefSeq, a predicted model, not a curated record